This is a messenger RNA of Durio zibethinus, 1557 nucleotides long. Its product is annotated as mitogen-activated protein kinase kinase kinase 20-like. The record is from RefSeq and is a predicted model, not a curated record. Gene Ontology annotation, molecular function: protein kinase activity; ATP binding. Gene Ontology annotation, biological process: signal transduction; protein phosphorylation. Lineage: Eukaryota; Viridiplantae; Streptophyta; Magnoliopsida; Malvales; Malvaceae.
GCACCACCACAGCGCACUGCGACCUGUGUUUGCUCUUUUUGCCUUCCUUUUCUUUCUCUCAAAGAAACAAUCAGCAAAAAAAACGCCUUCGAUUUCUUCUAAAACCCAAUUGAGAAAACAACCUUGAAUUCUUGAGUGAAAGUUGGAGUUUCCAAUGGAGUGGGUUCGAGGGGAAACCAUUGGAUGUGGAAGUUUUGGCACUGUCAAUUUGGUGGUGCCUAAAAAAGGCUUUUCAGGAUUUCCUUUAAUGGCUGUCAAGUCUUGUGAAACUAUCGACUCUGUUUCUCUCAAAAACGAGAAGGAAGUGCUUGAUCAACUUGGUUUUUGCCCGCAAAUUAUCCGUUGUUUUGGCGGUGAUUAUAACAUUGAGAACGGUGGGAAGUUUUAUAAUUUGUUCUUGGAGUACGCUAGCAAAGGAAGCUUGGCUGAUCAGGUUAAGAAAAGCGGUGGAAACUUGAUAGAAUCCGAGGUUAGAGGAUAUGCAAGAUCGAUACUUAAAGGGCUACGCUUUAUUCAUGCCAAAGGGUUUGCUCAUUGUGAUAUUAAACUUCAAAAUAUUCUUUUUUUUGGUAAUGGAGAUGUAAAGAUAGCUGAUUUUGGAUUGGCAAAGAGAAACGGGAAAGGAGAAGGAGAAGAACAGAGGAGGAUGGAAAUCAGGGGAACUCCUCUCAAUAUCGCACCAGAGUCGGUUAACGAAAACGAGUAUGAUUCACCGGUGGAUAUCUGGGCACUUGGAUGUGCUAUUGUUGAGAUGUUUACAGGGAAACCAGCCUGGAAUUUCAAACCAGGAACAAACGUGGCGGCUUUGUUGAUUAAAAUUGGGGUCAGUGAUGAAUUGCCUGAAAUUCCUGUGGAGUUAUCUGAGGAAGGAAAAGAUUUUCUUGGAAAGUGUUUUAUUAAGGAUCCAAAGAACAGAUGGACUGCUGAGAUGCUCCUGGAUCAUCCUUUUAUGGGUGGUGAUGAUGAGACUAUUGCAAUGAAUCGAUGCGAAGAAGAAGCAUCAUCAUCUCCUCAAUGUUCUUUUGAAGAAUUUUCAGCAUCACCAAGAUGUCCUUUCAAUUUUCCAGAUUGGGUUUCAACUGAAUCAACAACUUCUUCUCAAUCAAUAUUCCAAGAGAAUUCAAGCCUCGUUUCUUCGUUUUCAAGUUACAUUUCAUCACCUUUGGAUCGGAUUCGUAAAUUGGCUUGUGAUCAGGCACCCAAUUGGUCUGUUUCCGGAAGCUGGAUCACCUUGAGGUAGAAGAAGAGAAAAGUUAGUUUAAUUGCCUUCAUCCAAUCUGACGGCUCUGAUCCAAUUGGUUUUCGUUUUUUGGUGGCAAUUGGUGAUGAUUUUUUAUUGUAAAUGAUUAGGAAAACAUUCUAAGACUGACAUUCUGCUCGUGAAGAGUUCUGAUUGGCUACUCAGGUAGCCGCAGAGUGUACAGGCCAUUCUUUAUUUUUAAUUUUGUCUGAAUAUAAAAGAUUUUCCAAUUCCUUUCCCAACAAAUAUUGAAACUUGGCAUUUGGAGAAAAUUAUACCCUGAGUUGUUAAGAAUUUGUUGGGAUGCUUCAGUUCAA